AUGCCAACAGAACUCGACGCCAAAGGAAGGUUCUUUCGCGUCGCCUUGGCGUUUGCCAAGGUUGUGCUUCUCCUUGGUUGCCUCUACUUGUUCAUCUGUUCACUGGAUUUUCUAAGCAGUGCCUUCCGCCUGUUGGGAGGGAAAGCGGCAGGCGAGGCCUUCGCCUCGAAUGAAAUUCUUAGCAACCCUGUGGCUGGUCUGAUGAUUGGCGUUCUGGCAACUGUACUUGUUCAAAGUUCUUCCACCACAACUUCCAUCGUGGUCUCUAUGGUGGCCUCUCGGAGUAAGUGUUGUAUGAGUCUUGUAUGGAUAAGAUGUAAUUUAUAAGGAUGUUUUAAACCUGCAGUUACUACAAAUAAACGAUUUAAUUUGGCGUCUAGAAUUAGGCGGCCAAAAGCAAAAAUCUGAAUUGAUUUGUGAACAAUAAUUUUUGGCUCAGAGGACGAAUUCCUAUAUUUUGUCGCCCACAAAGGACGCAAUACAACAUUUAACAAUUAGCUCAUGCGUCAGCGUGCGUAUGUCGAGAUAUUGAGCAUGCGGGAAGUUUGGAGAGCACGAAAGAGGCAUGCGCCGAGAGCAACUCUAGCCUCUUGAGUGCUCUCCAAACUUUGCAAGUGCUCAAUAUCUCGACAUAAGCACAGAUGAAGCAUGAACUAAUUGUCUUAUCACAUUAUCAAAGUGAUCAAUGCAGCAGUAACUCAAAUUUUUAUUAUUGUAGCGCUCGCACAAAGCAGCACGUGUCUAUGUCUGCGUGACAAUAUUUUUUUACCUUCCAGUUAUGUUUUUGUCUUGAAACUGACAGAAAGUUUACUCAAGUCAGUUAAGAUAACAUUAAAAAAAGAUUGUAAAAUCCAUAUUGAGGUGCCGGAAAACUAUUAAUUCACCGAAAAAUUCUUUUUGAAAGAAAUAACUUUGCAAAGAGUGAUUUGCACACGCCAUAGCCUGCACGUCUCGCGCAGAUGACAACAACAACAACACUCAGCUCUUCCCCCUACUAUCGGUUAACAAAUUCAAAAGGUUUCUCCUAAAUUUACGUUAGAAAACACAUGGUUAACGCUUCAUCGUGUACUGUUGAGUUAUGGAUGCACUUGAGAGACGUCUUUGGAGGAUUGCUAAGCUUACAAGUCCGCAAAAGAACUCGAGGUAUAGUUUAUUGACGUCAUCAGCGUACUCAAUGGGAAUAUGACGCACACAAAAAAAUGCUCAUAGUGUUUAACUUUUGCACAAAACAUAAUCGUGGAAAAUCAUUUGGUGGGGGCUGUAAAUUGUAGUUUGGGCUAACGAAAAUGUCUCCAAAUGUGCCAACCCUAUCUGUCAAUCCUUCAUAGUGUACACACCCACCCGGCCUGAACCGGAGUGAUUAGUUUAAGAAACGGACUUCAAGUCAGAAGUCUAACUUUCCCUUUAUCCCAACCUUAGGUCACCCUGUUUGCCCAUAUUACUGAGAGCCUAAGCAACGACGACCACGGCGACAAUCGCUUCCAUUUGGACCCGCUCAAUUUGACAAAUGUAGGCGACUUUUCCUGGAGUCGAGUUUUUAACGAAUUUUAUCAUGUUCAAAAAGGCAAAGGAAACUUUGUCGUCGUAUGCUCACGUCCUCCAUGGAACGUCGCACGAGGAGUUUUUACGACGUAGUCGUGCAGUGGAUGUCAAAGAAAUGUACUAAACAGCGUGAUGCACGUGCAGAGCUGUUGUUUUGCUCAUAAAACCAGUUGGUUUUUGACAUUGUCGUUGCCGUGGUCAUCCUCGUGGUUGCUUAAGUACCCUAAAUUUUAAAUAUACGUAUUGAUAGACGACAAUAAGAAAGAAAGUCAACUUGUUUCUGACUUGAAAAACUACCUUCAAAGUGUCAAUAUCGAACGUGCCAUUGAACUUCACCAAGAGAGAAUGAUCUAAGAGAGCGAAUCCCCCAUACAUGACCCUCUUUCCAUGAAAAUUAUUUUCAAUCUAUUCUUGGUUCUGUGUCAUACUGCGUGGUUAUUUUAAGGACGCCACCUUAUUGGUCGGUUUGAGUGGCGUCAUGUAAUUUUAAACUUGGCGGGUAAUUCAUUUCAUUGCCGAUCACGCACAGCAAGCGAUAUGACGUGCAAACUUGGUAUUGCUUUCGUCGACGAGUCAAAAGAUUUCUACGUGGAAAAAUCUGGCCAGAGUAGCUGCCGAAGAGCAAAAUGGUCCUGGCUCGUGGAAGUUCGCCGGAGAAAGCGGUUCCGACUCGCCGGAAAUUACUAAUUGAGGUCUUCGCUACAUCAGUAUAAAAACAUUGUACAAAAAAGACAACUGUCUCUUCCGGUGACAUCCAAGCACACCCGCGAGCUGUGAUACCGUCGUUUAGAUCCAACUGUGGACACGUAAUGAGAAAAUAGGUUCAAAGUGGCUUCAAACAUGAAUGUUUAGCCGCGAAACAUUUGAAUUUUGAGAGGGCGCUAGAUAAAUGUGGGCACACCGCUCACUAUAAAGAAUUGACCGAAACCGGAAACCGCGCAUAAAAAGUCUCUGGCAUCCAGGUUAGCGAUUGUCUAACAGCUUGAAGCAUCUGACCUGAUUUGUGUUCGCAGGGCGAAAUAUUCAUAGCAAGUAUUAGAAGUUAAGAAGAAGUAAUGCAGUUUGAAACUCUCAAGAAUAAUUCUUAAAAGUAAAUGCACUGUUUCUGAAAGAAAAACAUUCCUGGAAAAAGAGAAAAAAUAUCUUGCACAUUUGCAUAAACAAUUAAAGCCAGGCACCUAUUAAAGGUUUCGUUUUUCUCGCGUGAUAACCAUUGCCUUUGGCUUUCACGUUGUGUCAGAAUUCAGCAUUCGUUACUUUAAAUGGCUACCAGCCGUUAGAAAAUCUCAAUCUCUAAUCUCAAAGUGAAAUUUUGGCUCCAAUACUGCAAUCCCUUUGUAGAUGAAAUUCAUUCCUGAAUUAUGAGCGGAACGCGCUGAUCGAAAACACGUCAACAACAGGAGCCGAUUAGUGUCGGCUCCUGGCGCUAAGCACUCGGCCUGACGCCCCUAUAGCUAGGAACUAAAGCCAAUGCUAAGGAGAAAAAGCUAUAUUUGUAUGGGCAUUCAGCGGAACGCGCUGAUCGAAAACACGUCAACAACAGGAGCCGAUUAGUGUCGGCUCCUGGCGCUAAUUACUAUAAUGCCUGUCAAACUUCAAAUGUUUGGCGUCGAAACAUGUCACGCUCACGUGAAAGUAGACCACGUGGGUCACGGAAACAACAGACAAAAAUAACCUACGCAGCACGCGCGCGAACUUUAAAUAGAUUUUAAAAAAUUAUCAUGGGGCACAGGGAUUCGCUCUCUUAGCUCAUUCUCUCUUGACUUCACCAUGUUUUCACUUCAUCCCGAACUGCAAAAUUUUAUAUUGCUACGCAAUAUAUUUCUAUAUUGCUACGCUUCGAAUCUGUUAAUAAAUAUGAAAUGCAAUGAAAUCUGCAAAGCACUUAAGUGAGACAUUCCAGAGAUGACCCCGGCCAAAGUCUAUAAUUUGAAUUGAACCACCAAAUUCUUGCAGCUCAAAGCCCUCUCUAACCUGCCAUCAAACGGUCCUUCUUCCCUUUCGCAAGUGCAGUCCUCUCAUUACUUUGCCGUUGAGAAUAUUGUGGUUAUAUGAGGUUUGCCGUUUACAAAGAUGACAAAUAGCAGAAAUGUAGUGGCUAAGGGAUUUUUUACGUCAGUGCUUCCCCUCAUGGACUCACACGGUUUCUCUGCGAGGUGCCUCCAAAAAUUCAAUUUCAAAUUCAAAUUCAAAUUCAAUUUCAAAUUCAAACUAGAAAGACCCUUGAGGUCGUUUUCCAUUUAUUUUCCAACUGGAUUAUUUGGAGACGUUUUCUUAAAUUAAUGGUAAACAACUAUAAAGUCACUUUUUCCCUUUCUGUUGCCAUGUGCUUUCUUGCUCCUUACAACUCACCAGUAUAAAAACCCUCCUUUUUUAGGAACUUUCAAAAGGCUGCCUUUUCCCUUAACCCUUUAAGCCCUAAGAGUGAUCAGCAUCACAUUUCUCCUUGUAAUAUCAAUGCUUCGUAAAACAGAGUGGUCGUGAGAAUUACAGACAUGAUCACACAAGAUAAACUUGCUUGAUAUUUUAUCACCUUCUCCUCACUACUUCUGUAAGAAAUGAAUAGGGCAACAAAUGAGAAUUCAAAUUUUGAUCUUAGGGUUUAAAGGGUUAAUAAGUUGUCCUUGUUACCGUUGUUUAGUAAGUAGAGAGAAGUAAUAAAAUUGGUUUUUGACAGAAGUAUCAAACAAAUCAUCGAGGGAUUUUAAGAUUUUGUAAACCUGGGUGGUGGUGUGACAAUCGGUAAAUGCGGUUUUUUGUUGACGCCCCUAUAAAGAUAAAGGUAAAGGCGCACACUAGCCAAAGGCCCAAAACGGCCGGAGCUUUUUCCGGUUUCAUUAGCAUGAAGCACCUAGAAGUGUUGCUACUCCCCCGGACGAGAUGCUAGUCCAUCGCAGGGUUACCCCCCAACAGUUUGUCGCUGGUACCCAUUUAUACACCUGGGCCCAGUUGUUCGAACGCCGAUUAGCGUUUAACCCGGGGUUAAAUUUAACCCUUGUUUCUUUUUCUUGUGUUCAAAAGCAUUUUCUCGGAUAAUUUUCUCUGUUGUUUUUGGAGCUUCCAAUCAUCAACUUGUAGACAAAAAGGACUAAAACUGAAAUGCUUUUUAAGCUUUCAAAUCUGAAUUCAAAUCUCGCACUAACCCUGGGUUAUCUUAACCCAGCUUUGAAAAACUCGGCCCUGGGUGAAGAGAGAGAAAGUGGAGUAAAGUUUCUCCACUAAGGAAACAACGCGACGGGCGAGGCUUAAACCCCGGACUUCCGGAUCCGGAGUUCGAGGUGAUAAACACUCGGCCUGACGCCCCUAUAGCUAGGAACUAAAGCCAAUGCUAAGGAUAAAAAGCUAUAUUUGUAUGGGCAUUUAAAUGAAACAAACGCUGUUAAACUUGUUUAUGAAUGGUUAGAGGUGGACGAAUAACUUUUUCUUUUCAGUUCUAGAUGUUGAACCUGCCAUUCCAAUAGUGAUGGGUGCCAAUAUUGGAACGUCAGUCACCAACACCAUUGUUUCCUUAGCUCAAGCUGCCGAGCGAAACGAAUUCCGUCGUGCCUUUGCUGGAGCCACAGUUCACGAUAUCUUCAACUGGUUGUCUGUGCUUGUGUUCUUGCCUCUAGAAGUAGCCACCCGUUACUUAGCUCGGUUGACUGACAAGAUAAUUGAAGGUCUCCACCUGAAAAGAGAGAAGGGUGUCAACCAGAAGUUGCUGAAAACAAUAACAGAACCAUUUACCAAGCUCAUUAUUCAACUGGAUAAAAAAAUCAUAAAGCAAAUUGCUCUUGGAGACGAAUCUGUUCGAUCAAAAUCUCUAAUCAAGAGUUGCCAGCCCGAAAAUGGCAUUGAGACGGUCAAUAAGACUGUGGUCAAUGCUACCACUGGUAUUAAAAGUUAUGUACUUGAGAACAAGUCGUCGGAAACGGAAGUCACUUGCAAGUUUCUUUUCGCAGACACUUCACUGAACGAUACGGAAGUUGGUAUCAUAAUCUUGGUAAUAUCUAUCUUCCUUCUCUGUGUCUGUCUUGUUGCAAUUGUCAAAAUCCUUCAUUCCAUGCUUCGCGGUCAGAUGGCCAAAAUCAUCAAGAAGACCGUAAACGCAGACUUCCCAGGACCAUUCAAGCAUCUCACUGGUUACUUUGCUAUCUUGGUUGGUGCUGGAUUAACAAUGUUGGUUCAGUCUAGUUCCAUCUUCACCUCUGCCCUUACACCUCUCAUCGGAGUUGGAGUGGUGACCAUCGAACGCGCCUUUCCACUCACCUUGGGUUCAAACAUUGGAACAACCGGAACUGGCAUUUUGGCAGCCUUGGCAAGUUCCUCAAACUUGGACAAAGCUCUCCAGAUUGCCCUUUGCCAUCUGUUCUUCAAUAUCUCUGGUAUCAUUUUGUGGUAUCCAAUCCCUUACCUGCGAAAAGUCCCUAUCAAUGUUGCAAAGACCCUGGGCAACAAGACUGCGACGUACCGUUGGUUUGCCAUAGCAUACCUGGUGUUUGCUUUCUUCCUUCUUCCUGCAGCAGUCUUUGGCUUGUCGCUGGCUGGUUGGAAAAUCCUCCUUGCUGUCGCACUCCCGAUUAUUCUCCUCUUAGUGUUUAUCAUUGUUGUCAACAUACUUCAGAGUAAACGCCCACAGAGCUUGCCCCAGGUCCUUCGUGAUUGGAAAUGGCUUCCAAAAUGGAUACGGUCAUUGGAGCCUUAUGAUAGAGUAUUUACGAAGAUGGGUGAGAUAAAGAAACUGUGCUGCUGUCGCAGAAAUGGAAAGGACUAA
Porites evermanni is the source of this 6295-nucleotide messenger RNA. The record is from the annotation of a GenBank genome assembly. NCBI's taxonomy places the organism in Eukaryota, Metazoa, Cnidaria, Anthozoa, Scleractinia, Poritidae.